AUGGCCCAAUUAAAUGCUGGUAGUGGAAUUGAACAAGAAUUUUGUAGAACUUCAAUAUAUAAACAAAAACAAAUCUGGAACCAAUCGGGAUACGAAAAUUUAAAAAGAUUAUUAAAUGAAAAUCCAGAAGGAUUUUCAACGCACACUCCAACUCUUCAUGAUGAAUAUUUUCAUGAAGAGUUGUCAGAUGAAUUCUGGCUCACCAAACAUAACUAUUUAUUAUUUAAUUGA
Messenger RNA from Rhizophagus irregularis DAOM 181602=DAOM 197198, 231 nucleotides. The record is from RefSeq and is a predicted model, not a curated record. Lineage: Eukaryota; Fungi; Glomeromycota; Glomeromycetes; Glomerales; Glomeraceae.